Desarmillaria tabescens is the source of this 183-nucleotide messenger RNA. RefSeq lists its product as uncharacterized. The transcript has a single exon. Lineage: Eukaryota; Fungi; Basidiomycota; Agaricomycetes; Agaricales; Physalacriaceae. The record is from RefSeq and is a predicted model, not a curated record. The annotation marks the transcript as partial.
GAACAUAAAACCAGAAAAGACUGCAAGUGUAAUGAUUGCCAUGAUGACCAGCUACACAAAGGAUGUGAGAACCUGAACAAAUGUGCACAGAUGGCUAAACACCUACUAAAUGGCCUGGCAGAAAAAUGGGACUCCCAAAGACCAGAUCAGAAUGAUCAGCUGAGUUUGACCCCAGAGGAGAAA